Paramecium sonneborni is the source of this 2041-nucleotide messenger RNA. The record is from the annotation of a GenBank genome assembly. Lineage: Eukaryota; Ciliophora; Oligohymenophorea; Peniculida; Parameciidae.
AUGUAGCUAAUACAAAAUUAAAAAUAAGCCUUUCCUAAUUGGAGAAAUCAAAAAAAUUUAAACUAUCCUGCUAAUUAGAACAAUACUCUCAUGAAUUAUAAACCUAUCAAAACAUUGCUGGCUAAUCAAGCUGAAAGAAAUCUGAUAACUAAACCUUAUAGUAGCGAAUUAUUUUCAUUUGGAAAAUAUUAAGUAAAUAAUUAUAAAUAUUGUAGGAUUAGUAAUUUCAACAGAGUCCUUAAUUCUAAUAAAAUUCUAAAAAUUAGCUGCCUUCCUAAUAAUCUAAUGAAUAAUAUAAUACUUCUUUAGGAUCACCACAUCAAAAUUCAAAUGUCAUACCUAGUUUUAAUACAAAAUAAAACUACAAACUAUUUAAUAUUUAGCAAUCUAAUCCUCACAAUAAUUUAAAUAAACAAACAUAGAAUCCUCCUUUAUCAAUAAAUUAAUAAAUUGUAUCAAAACAAAUAACAGUUCCAUAUAUAGUUUAAAAUAAUUUAUAUUCUUAAGAUUAGUACAACUAAAAAAAAUAAAUUUACGAUGACGAUGAAUACAUAGCUCCAAUAAUCAAUUAAAAGUUAAAAAAAAUGUCUUAACAAGAUUAUAACUAAAUUAUCACAUUUGAAAUUAAAUCAUUAUAUAAAAUGGGAAAGUUACUUAAUUCAAAGGAUUAAUACUUACCAGGAAUUUUGAGCAUAAAAACACCUGAAAUUGAUUAAAAAGAAACUGCCAAAAGAGUUGGUGUUGAUCUUGUAAAUAUUUAAAAAUAUUUUAGAUCUGUUUGAUUGAUAGAAGUUUGAGCAUGACUGGUUAUAAAUUAGAGAUGGUUAAAAAAACAUUGAUCAUAUUGCUUGAUUUACUAUAAAAUUAGGAUAGAUUUUAAUUAAUAGCUUUUAAUGAAGAAGCUGAAAGAUUAAUUCCUUUAAUGUGUGUUACAGAAAAGAAUAAAUAAUACUUUAAAUAAAAGAUAGCCGAAAUUUAAGCUAAUGGAGGAACAAGAAUCUCAUCUGCUACUUAAUUAGCUUUUUAAUAAUUAAAAUAAAGAAAUUAAAGAAAUAAUGUUACAUCCAUUUUCUUGUUAUCUGAUGGACAAGAUGAUGAAGCUAUAUAAGAUAUACAAUAAUAAAUAAAAGUAAUCUCAGAAGUUUUUACUUUACAUACAUUUGGAUUUGGUGAAGAUCAUGAUGCAUAAAUGAUGACUUAAAUCUGUAAAUUCAAAAAUGGAUCAUUUUACUUUGUAUAAGAAAUUUCUCUUUUAGAUGAAUUUUUUGCAGAUGCAUUAGGAGGAUUAAUUUCUGUAAUUGCUGAUUAAAUCGAAAUAGAAAUAUUGUCAAAACCUAACAAUUCAUUUUUAGAUAUUUCAAUUUCAAAAACUUAUGGAUCAAUGUGGUAAAAAAAUGGAAAAGUUUAUAAUAUCUAAUUACCUUAGUUUUCUCUAGGUUAAAGAAAAGAUUUUGUAUUUUAACUGAAACUUCCAAAGUUCGAAAAAAGAAUAGAAGAUUAUUAAAGAAAUGUUAAAGUUAUGGAGGCACAACUUAAAAUUAAAAAUCCAGUUACUGGAGAAACUUUUAUUAAGUCUGCCAGUUUACAUUUAACUCUUUACAAUUAUGAUGAAGAGAUUACUUAAGAUGAAUAAGAUCAUGAAGUUAUUUCAUAAUAUUUUAGAGUUAAAUCAAGCGAAACUAUUGAAAAUGCCAGAUUAGCUUGUGAAAAUGAUAACUUUUUAUUAGCUUAAAAACUUAUAGAUAAUAUGUUAGUACAAAUAAAACAGAAUAAAAAAAUAGCUUUAUAAUGUAACUCUAUCAUUAAAGAUCUAUAAUAAGCGAGAUAAGCUUGUUAAAAAUAAUAAUAUAAUGAAUAUGGAUUAAAUUAAAUGUAUCAAUUAAUUAGUAAUAAUUACUUAUAAACGGGAGUCAACUCUGAAUUUACUAUUCAUGGAAAAUAAGUGUAAUCUCUUCAUCCAUCAUCAUAUUCAAAUUCUAUGCAAUAGUAAUUAGUUAGCUAUAUUUAGUCAAAGAAACAUGCUUAAAGUGCUAAAUAUUGA